CUGAUGAUGCCUUUGUGAUUACUCAUUCUCAAACUCAAGUGUCUCCCUUUUCUCGUCUCACUCACACACUCUCUCGGUGCAGAGAAGACCCGUUUACAGACUCCGAAAGCUGUUACCUCCAUCUUUCCCGAGAAACGACAUAGGUUGGUGCUGAGUCAACAUUGAGCUCAUCGAUAUCUGAAGCUUUUCUAACGGCUUUGGUUGAUUCUCGUGCACACUUUGAUCAGCUCUAUGUCCGAGAGGAAACUUAACUUUGAUGCACCUCUUCUUUCGACAAGGCAGAUGAAGAAAACAGCAAUGUCUGUGCGCAGAAACAUGGCAAAGAAGCUUACUGAUGAUGAUGAGUCCAAGACAAGUGAAUCUCCUUCCGUUCCUGUUCUUGUCCAAGACACGGACUUAAAUCGAGUUCCGGAAUCUGCCUCUGUCCCUUUCACAUGUCCCGUGGAGAAAGCCAUUGAUGGAAACCUGACAAGAAGACUACAUAGUUCAAAGGGUAAACAGGUUGAAGAAGAAAGUGAUGAUGAUGUAUUCUCUGAUGCCCUUGAUACAUUGUCUCUAAAGCAUAGCAUUAAUGGUAAUGUUGAAGCAACGAAAACGCCAAUGCCAUCAUCCGAGGAUCCUCAGUCUCGGGAUUUCAUGUUGAAUCGUUUCUUACCUGCUGCGAAAUCCAUGACUGUGGAGCAACAACCUCCAUAUGCUUUGAAGCGACAAGCAAUGCCCGUUAUGUAUGAACCAAUAAGACAAAUUAGAGAUAUAUUACCAGCGGAGAAUCGUGCAACUCCUAAAAGGUAUGAGUAUAAUACUACUCCAUCUUAUUAUCAGGACAUAGAUUAUGAAGAAAGCGAUGAAGAUGAAGAUGACGAUGAAGCUUCUGAGUAUCUUUCUAGGAGAGGCUGUGGUAUGUCACCACAACUGUGCUUUAAAAACUCACUUGGCAUGUUGAGCUCAGUGCAUGGUCUUAAAGAGAAACCUUACUCCCUAAGAACCUCAAGCCAUGAUCAAGUGAAGUCAAGCAAGGUCGCUCAACUGAAAUCUCGGUUUCAAUCUGUGAAAAAGCUCGCUCUUGAUUCUAUAUAUAAGCAAAAGGUGGGAAGUAGAGUUCAAUCUCCUAUACAUCCAAGUGUUGGAAAGAAGUUUAACUUUGGAUCUGAACAACUUGAAUCAAACUUGACUACUGCAAGUAUGCCAUCAUCUCCUUACAGACAAAUUGGCUGUAUGUCACCGUAUCGCAGUGUAGGAAACUGUUCCCCUCUUCACCCUGGGACUCGUAAGGAAGCGGAGAUUAUGAGAGCUAACAGGUUGAACAAGCAUAUCAGAAACAAUAGCAAGCCUCAAGACUUGCUCUAUCCAAAAAGUACAAGACUUGACUGGUCUACAAGCUCUAUCAUGGAAAAGACAUUAUAUGUUGACACAGAGAAUUGUCCAAAGACCAGCAACGAUGAGGGUAACUCGAAUGUCAAGAUCUUGCCAGAAACCAUGGAAAUAAUUUCAGAGGAACCAGAAAUGGCGGGAAAGAAACCGAAAGCCGUUCUCGAGCUUCAGGCUCUAGAAACUUUAAGUAUUAGCAGUGGAAUCAAGAAGAUGAAGGCAGAGGAGUUGGAAAAGAAUAACAGUGGCUGUGAUCUGUCUCCACUUGCUCUGCCGACACCCAAAAAGCCUUCUGAUUCUUGGCUUUUCCGUAAUCUGCCUUUAGUAAGCUCGAAGAUACCUUCACGGAGAUAUCUGUUUCAUCCCCAAAAAAAGGAUCUCGAAGAAAACUCCACAAGUGUGACCAAGUGGGAAACUAUAGUCAAGACUUCUUGUAUGCAGAGAGAUCAUAUACGCUAUUCUGAAGAACUGGUUUCUCGUUCAUCUUGUCAAUCCACAACUUAACAGUUUGAAGCUUCCAAAGAUCUGACCCCUGAGAUCAUCAGGUCGAAUUUCGAUUCAGCUCAGUUACAAGUUCAUAGGCGUAAGAAACUCGCUUUUUCUUUUGUGAGCCUUACAAUACUUCACCAGUAACCCCUCAGAUUGAUUUACAUAUGUAGCUAUACUUUCAUAUCUGUCAGUUGCCUACCUUGUUAAUAAGAAGAACAUUUGU
This is a messenger RNA of Eutrema salsugineum, 2080 nucleotides long. RefSeq lists its product as uncharacterized. The coding region runs from base 232 to 1872 and encodes 546 amino acids. The transcript has 4 exons. Lineage: Eukaryota; Viridiplantae; Streptophyta; Magnoliopsida; Brassicales; Brassicaceae. The record is from RefSeq and is a predicted model, not a curated record.